Messenger RNA from Pelodiscus sinensis (Chinese soft-shelled turtle), 3101 nucleotides. RefSeq names its product ankyrin repeat and SOCS box containing 16 (gene ASB16). Gene Ontology annotation, molecular function: protein binding. Gene Ontology annotation, cellular component: cytoplasm. The record is from RefSeq and is a predicted model, not a curated record. Gene Ontology annotation, biological process: intracellular signal transduction. Lineage: Eukaryota; Metazoa; Chordata; Testudines; Trionychidae.
CUGCUCCACAGAGAAGGAGGCUGCCCUGGCUAAGCCGAGAGGAUGUCAGGAGAGACCUUUGCGUUCACGUCCUCCACCCUGCGCUCGCUGCGCCUGCAGAGAGAGCGGCUGGAGUGGGAGGACCGGCGGCGGGCUCUCUCUAGGCAGUGCCUUAGCAGGAGGUUCCCGCCGGCCACCAGGAGCCCCCUGCUCCUCCCCAAGCCGGCGCGGCGUCCCCAGUACUGCCGGGACCCUGCUGUCCACAACGUCCUGUACACCGGGGACCUGCAGACCAUAAAGAACAUCUUCAAGGACGAGGCCAUGGCCAACGUGAUCGUGGAGACGGUCAGCGAGGAGCUGCUGUGGUCGGCGGAGCUAGGGCUGUGGGUGCUGAGUCCCCAGAAGAGGCACACGUCCCCCUUGCGGAUCGUGGCGGGCAGAGGCUAUCGGGACUGCGUGAAGCACUUGAUCCUGCAGGGGGCCGAGGUCGAUGCCGUGGUGGGCGGGAAGGCUGCUCUCCAUGACAGCUGCAUCCACCAGCGCGCCGAGUGUGCCCAGUUGCUCUUGAGCUACGGUGCCGACGCCAACGUGCUGACGGAGGAGGGGCUGGCUCCACUGCAUCUCUGCACCUCCCCAGAGACCUUGCGGUGCGCCGAGCUGCUGCUGGAGCACGGGGCCCUGGUGAACCUGAGCACCAGGGACAGGCGGACGACUCCGCUGCACGUAGCCGCUGAGCACGGCCUGGAGGAGCACGUGCAGCUCUACCUGUGCUACGGGGCCGGCCUCACCCACCGGAACAGGGAAGGGGAGACGGCCCUGAACGCCGCCUGUGCCGGCGCCGACAAGCCCACCAAGGCCGGGCGCUACUACCGGGUGGCCAAGCGGCUGCUGGAGUGCGGGGCCGACGCCAAGACGGCCGGCAGGAAGAACCACACCCCCCUCCACAAUGCCUGCGGCAACUGCCACCCCCGCCUGGUGGACCUGCUGCUCCAGCAUGGGGCUGCCGUGAACGUCAGCAACUGCGCCGGCUACACGCCCAUGGACUGCGCCCUGCAGGCCGUCGAGGAGUACCUGGACGGGCAGCCCGAGCGGAUCAUCGCCAGCCUGCUGGACCACGGGGCGGCAGCCAUCAAUCCCAAGAUGCUGAAGUUCUGCUCCUUGUCCCCACGUGCCCUGGAAGUCGUGCUGAACUCCUACGACCGGAUCCUGUCCUGCGAUUCCUGGGUAGAAGCGGUGCCUCCGGAGAUGUGGCAGGAGCACAAGACUUUCUACGACUCUGCUCUCCAGAUGACCAACCAGCCCCGCCAGCUGCAGCAUCUGGCGCGCUGCGCGCUGCGCACGUACCUGGGAGCGCGGUGCCAUUCAGCCAUCCCCGAACUCAAACUGCCCCUGUCUCUGCGGGCUUAUCUGCAGCUCCCGCUAGAGGGCUACAUCCGGUGACCGCGGAGAUGCGUCCUUCAGGCAUGAUAUUGGGGGAAUGGCUUUGAAUUGCUGAUGGGUGACUGGGGAGAGCCAGUGGGUGUCAAUGCAGACGGGGUAUUCUGUCAGUUCACUCAUGCUGAGUAGUAGCCCCGGGGGCUACUUACAUGCUGCUCCGCAAGAGUGAGGCUGACACAGUCUAGCCCGUUCGUACUUUCAUAACAAGGCUUGGCUUGUGCUAGCACCGGUUUCCACCCUGCUCAAUAAUACGAGGGCAAAGGAUGGAAAAUUCACAAUGUAAAACUGACAGGGCCGAAUAGUCUUCCCUGUGCAGUGCCGCAUUGGCCUGUGGAACUCAUUGCCUCAAGAGGUCAUUGAAGCAGAGAGCUGAGCAGAACUCGGGGAAAGACUGGACAUGGAGCUAGAGAACAAGAAAAUGCUGAGUUAGAACUGCAAUGCCUUUUAAAAUACAACAGACCAUCUAUUUAAACCCCCUCCACUUUGGCCAGGAGCCAAAUGCUGACCAAUGGGAUCAGGAAGAACGUCUCACUCGGAUGGGAACAGAGAACGUUUCUUGUCCCCGGGACAGGUUACCCCACAACAACCUGGGUUUCCUGCAUCAACCUCUGAAGCAGCUGGUACUGCCCCCUGCUGGCCACAGGUCACUAGGGUAGAUGGUGCCUGGUCUCUGUGUUCCUUCUAAACUCCGCAGCUUCACAGGGGCUUAAUCAGCCCUGCCCAGUCAGACGCUCAGGGCUCUGCAGGGAACUGAUGGAAGGGGUGAGGCUGAUUAAUCACCAGUGAAGCUGGGCUGCCCUGCACCUUAGAGGGACUGCUGGUCUCCUUGAUGUCACACUGGGGUUGGUUUGUUCUUUACAGGCAGUUCUCAUCUGUAGGCUUUUUCUGAAUCAACACCCUGAUUCGAUUGACAGCAUUUGGCUUUGACUCUUGCCUGUACUGGGGUCAGAAACCCACGUCUUGGGGCUGCCAGACUGCGCUGUGGCCCCAAAACUAUGCUCUGGCUAUAAAUAUGCCAGCAGCAGCAAGGCACAAAACAUAAGCACAGAUCUGCCGCUCGGUUUGCGAUGCCUGUGGCCUGUGCUGCAUGUCCCUCCCAAACUGGAGUGCUCUUAAAGACAGAGGAGAGUGAUGCAAAGGCCUAAUGGACAGAUCUGUAGCAAUUGCCAGCCCAGAAGCCUAUCUCAUCUUGUGUCCAAGAAUGACCAGUGCCAGCAGCUUUGGGUGGGUGUGUCAAGAACACCCCCCAGUGAGCCAAUAAUUUCCCCAGAAGGGAUGUUUCCUCCCAACCCCUCUCAGUUGGCUUACAACAAAAAAUAGCUAGCUUUCUUCAUCUGAAAAUCUCAAAGCAUUUUAUAAAGGCAGGUCUGCUUUACCACAGGCAAAAGCGAGGCACAGGGAGGUGGAAAUGACUUCCCCAACAGGCCAGUGGUAGGGCUGAGACUAGCUCUCAGAAUGCUAGCUUUGAUCUAGCCACUAGGCCACACUGUAGCCCUUCUAAUAUAAUUACGGAUGGUCUCAUUAGCUGAACUAUUUUUCUUGAGCACAAAAGUUACAUGCAGCUUGCAGUAAAAUUAUUCUGUUCAAUUUAUGCACUUUAGGGGCAGCCUGUGUUAGUUGUUUCCCAAUGUAAAAUAAAAAGCUACAGCAAAUAAAUUUAAAACCACGCUUGUCUUAAAUCUUCC